Messenger RNA from Kogia breviceps (pygmy sperm whale), 1254 nucleotides. RefSeq names its product 5'-nucleotidase, cytosolic IB (gene NT5C1B). Gene Ontology annotation, cellular component: cytosol; cytoplasm. Gene Ontology annotation, molecular function: magnesium ion binding; nucleotide binding; 5'-nucleotidase activity. Lineage: Eukaryota; Metazoa; Chordata; Mammalia; Artiodactyla; Physeteridae. The record is from RefSeq and is a predicted model, not a curated record. Gene Ontology annotation, biological process: nucleotide metabolic process; adenosine metabolic process.
AAAAGAAUUUCGAUAGUUAAAGAAAUGAGUCAAACAACUCUGAAACAGAAAAAGAAGAAUGAGACUGGACCAAGGUACUCAAAAGACAGCCUAGAAGCAGACAAAUCUAGAAAGGAUUCUGAGACAUCAGGAGUUCGUCUGAGCACUCAGGGAUCACAAGAAUUAACCUUGCUGAAGACAGACUCUCGAGGGUGCCUACUGAGAAAUCAGUGGUCUCGAACUUCACGGAGCCCAUCCACCAGAGCUCCGUCAGUAGAUGAGUCCAGAAGCGAGAACACAAGUCUUAAGGUAGAGAUGGGAAUGAAAGGGAAGACUGCUCAUCAAGUUAACUGGAGGACACAGACGGAGACAGUGGCAAGCAAGGUCCCUUCCUCAAGCCUUCUGUCCUACCUGAAGGUCUCUGACUUAGCAGGUAUAUGUGAAGAAAGUGACAGAACUUUGCAAACUAUGUGCCAGCUACCUUGGGGCAAGGAAAAGGACCAAGCAGCACUGCAGCGUGUCAAUGCCAGGCUCCGUGAGCUGUAUCCUGAUGAAAAGGACUUAUUUGAUAUUGUUCUGAUGACUAAUAACCAUGCCCAAGUGGCAGUGCGGCUUAUAAACAGCGUCAAUCACUAUGGAUUACUAAUUGACCGGUUCUGUCUCACUGGUGGAAAAAGCCCCAUUGGUUAUUUGAAGGCAUAUCUUACCAACUUGUAUCUUUCUGCGGAUUCUGAAAAAGUACAAGAAGCAAUACAAGAAGGGAUCGCCUCUGCAACAAUGUUUGAUGGAGCCAAAGACAUGGCUUCCUGUGACACACAGCUCCGUGUGGCCUUCGAUGGGGAUGCCAUCCUCUUUUCUGUCAAGUCUGACCAUAUUACCAAGGAGGACGGGCUGGACAAAUUCUUUCAACAUGAAGCACUAUUUGAGAAUAAGCCUCUUGCUCAGGGUCCCUUGAAAGGCUUUCUGGAAGAUUUAGGCAGACUGCAAAAGAAGUUUUAUGCCAAAGACGAACGGUUAUGUUGCCCUAUCAGGACCUACCUGGUUACAGCUAGGAGUGCAGCCAGUUCAGGCGCCCACAUGCUGAAAACCCUUUGCCGCUGCGGUCUAGAGAUAGACGAAGCUCUUUUCCUUGCUGGAACCCCCAAAGGUCCCAUCUUGGUGAAGAUAAGGCCCCACAUCUUUGAUGACCACAUGUUCCACAUUGAAGGGGCACAGAAAUUUGGCACCAUCACAGCUCAUGUACCUUAUGGAAUUAAUCAAAAAGAGAACAAUUAG